AUGAUUGGUCUUCCAAUUGAUGGUAAUAAACAAUCUCGAUUCAGUAGGAAAACCUACUUUAUGGGAUUUGCUAUAAUAUUAGUAUUGAUUACAUUUUUAACUAAUUAUUUAAAAAUUAGAUUUAGUCCAACUCCUGUAAAUGUUGAUUUAUGUCCAAUUCAUGAACCAAUAUCUCCAGACUCAUUCAAUAAAGAUAAUUCAACUGUUUUGAAAAUCUUACACGAUAAAGCGUAUAGAAAUGAAUCAGUUGAAAGAUUAGCUGGGGCAAUUCAAAUCGAUACUCAAAUCUUUGAUCAUCAACCAGACGUAGAUGAAGCUCCUGAGAUUUGGAUCAAAUUUCAAAAGUUUCAUGAUUAUUUAAAUAAAACAUUCCCAUUGGUUUAUAAGCAUUUAGAAAUCCAAAAAGUAAAUACUUAUGGAUUGGUAUAUAUUUAUAAAGGAUCUCAAGAAUCUUUAAAACCAGUUUUAUUAGCCGCCCAUCAAGAUACUGUCCCAGUUCAAAAAGAUACAAUUGCUAAUUGGUCCUAUCCUCCAUUAUCCGGUCAUUAUGAUGGUGAUUAUAUCUAUGGAAGAGGUGCUGCUGAUUGUAAAAAUGUUUUAAUUGCAAUUUUGGAAACUUUUGAAAUCUUAUUAUCCCAGAAAUAUAAACCUAAUAGAACAAUUAUUGCUGCUUUUGGCUUCGAUGAAGAAUCUAGUGGAUUGCAUGGUGCUCGCCAUAUUGGUGAAUAUUUAGAAGAUAGAUUUGGAAAGGAUUCUAUCUAUGCCGUAAUUGAUGAAGGUCCAGGGAUAACCAUUGAUAGUAUGACAAAAACAAUUUUCGCAAUUCCAGGAACUGGUGAAAAGGGAUAUGUUGACAUCAUUACUGAAUUAACUACUCCUGGUGGACAUUCAAGUAUUCCACCUGAUCAUACUUCGAUCGGAAUAAUGGCAGAAUUGGCUUAUCUUAUUGAAUCUGAUCCGUAUAGUCCAAUUCUUACCGAUAAGAACCCAACCUUGAAUUAUUAUCAAUGUUUGGCACUUCAUGAUCCUCAUCGUAAUAUUCCAAGAAAUUUGAAGGGGAUAAUCUUACGUGCUGGGGUUGAUAGACAUGCAAAUGCAAGAUUAUUAUCGUAUAUUCAACAAAAUCCAUUAACGAGAUAUUUAGUGAGAACUUCACAAGCAUUAGAUAUAAUUCUGGGAGGUGAAAAGGCAAAUGCCUUACCUGAACACGUUAGUUUAUUAACUAAUCAUAGAAUUGCAAUUGAAAGUAAUUUAGAUUUAGUUAGGGAUCAUUUCAUUUCUCGAGUCAUUGAUCUUGCUGAUAAACAUCGUUUAUCAAUCAGACAGAAUGGGAAAUUUAUAUAUGAAGUCCCUGAUCCAGCUGGGGUUUUUGAUAUUACUGAACUGUCAGCCUUGGAACCUGCUCCUUCUACACCUACUAAUGAUAAUGUGUGGAAAUAUUUGGCCGGAGUUACUAGACAUGUAUUUGAAGAAUUAGUUUUCACGGAUCUUGACUAUCCUAUUGUCAUGUCACCGGCCAUCAUGACGGGAAACACUGAUACGAAAUAUUAUUGGGGAUUGAGUAAAAAUAUCUUUAGAUAUUCUCCAUAUUUUGUUGCUAAUUUGUUGAAUGAUACUAAUGCUCAUAGGGUGGAUGAGAAGUUGAUUUUUGAUGGACAUUUGCAGUUACAAGCUUUCUUUUAUGAAUAUGUCCAAGCUAUUGAUUCUGAGAAAGCAGAUAACGAGUGA
This is a messenger RNA of Hemisphaericaspora subhashii, 1728 nucleotides long. RefSeq names its product Gly-Xaa carboxypeptidase. The coding region runs from base 1 to 1728 and encodes 575 amino acids. Lineage: Eukaryota; Fungi; Ascomycota; Pichiomycetes; Serinales; Debaryomycetaceae. The record is from RefSeq and is a predicted model, not a curated record. Gene Ontology annotation, molecular function: metallocarboxypeptidase activity. The transcript has a single exon. Gene Ontology annotation, cellular component: fungal-type vacuole lumen.